This is a messenger RNA of Pezoporus occidentalis (night parrot), 1933 nucleotides long. RefSeq names its product transmembrane protein 108 (gene TMEM108). Lineage: Eukaryota; Metazoa; Chordata; Aves; Psittaciformes; Psittacidae. Gene Ontology annotation, biological process: retrograde axonal transport; dendrite extension; postsynaptic density organization. The coding region runs from base 314 to 1717 and encodes 467 amino acids. Gene Ontology annotation, cellular component: axon; endosome membrane; postsynaptic density. The record is from RefSeq and is a predicted model, not a curated record. The transcript has 4 exons.
GAAACCAAGCUGGAAUACCAAGCAGCCCGUGGAUCUGCUGGCAGAGAGGGGGUCUGGCUCCUUAAGUAAUCCUGCCCUGCAGUGGCAAAGGUAGUCCAUAAAGGAGCGAGCCCUGUCGCUGCACAGCCCUGCAAGACACGCCUGCCUGGGCUGUCUCUGCCCUCAUUCCUCCAAACCAGUUCCAACAAUAACAGCAACUCCUGCUGCAGCUGCCUCGUUAGAGAGAAGAUGUGUUUUGCCUUUCUCUGCUGAGGGAUGAAGCUUCCCAGUCCGUGUGAUGUGAGCAGGUGAGGAUGUCUGCUGACAAGCCCAAAUGAUAUUUCCAGGUGUUCUACUGAUCUUGGCACUGACAGAAGAGCUGGUGUUUUCUGUUCAGGUACUGUCUCCCACUGUCUCCUCCUCUCAGGGCUUCCCGAUGAACACUACCACUGUCACAGCCAUGGGAACGACGCCUCGCCACAAAGACCACCACGCAGCAGAGCCCCUUCCCACGUCUGCUCACACCAUGCCCCAUUCCAUCAACGUGGUGGAGAAAGCCCCUUCCACCGGGCAGAAGCAAGCGAGCAGCCCUCGCCUCGGCGACAAGGGAACGUAUCAUUUACACAACCAGAGUGCUUUGUACUCGGGACAGACUCGCCCCAAGGGGAAAAUAUUCCAGGUUUUCAAAGGCAACUUCACAGAGUCCUCAGAGCCUUACCUAAAGACGACCCUGCACUCUCCCUUCCCUACCCUGAGGAGCCCCUUCACAGACCACCCCUUUCAGUCCCAGACCCCAGCAUCCGGUGAUCCGAAUGGCAUGGGGCUGGCAAGAACUACACACUCAGACCCUUCACCCCACCGCAGCCCCUCGGGAAGCCUUAGGGAAGCAGAGCAAGGCGAUGGGGCCGAGCUAGUGCUGCAGGAGGCAGAUUUUGCCACCACAACUGCUGGACCAUCAACCGAUCCUGAAGCAGUGUCGGUGCCUUUUAAACCCACCCACUACAGCGUAUGGGAUAUGCUGAGCAAAAACAACUCUUGGGUAACCUUGAACCUCAGUACCAAUGUCCCUCUGUUUGCUGGCCCUGGAUCUGCAACAGCAGCAGCGGGGCACUCGGUUCAGACCAGUUUUGAUGUCAGUGUCUCCUCCGCGGCAGCGGGAGACCCCAAGGGACCCUCUCCAACGCAGCAUGGGACGGUGAGCAACGUGACCUUGCUAAGCACUGCUCUGUCCGCAGCUCCUGCCACCAGGUUGUCCAGCUCCGUUUCCACCGCUGGCUCCACUGCCACUGGGAACUUCCUAAACAGACUGGUUCCUGCCGGGACCUGGAAACCUGGAGUGCAAGGAAACAUCUCCCACGUCACCGAGGGGGACAAGCCCCAGCACAGGGCAACCAUCUGUCUCAGCAAGAUGGACAUUGCCUGGAUCAUUCUGGCUAUCAGCGUACCUAUAUCCUCAUGUUCAGUUCUGCUGACAGUCUGCUGCAUGAGGAGGAAGAAAAAGACAUCCAACCCAGAAAACAACCUGAGCUAUUGGAACAAUGCUAUUACCAUGGACUACUUCAACAGGCACGCUGUAGAGUUACCGAGAGAGAUCCAGUCACUGGAGACUUCAGAGGACCAUCUCUCCGAGCCGCGCUCCCCCGCCAACGGUGACUACCGUGACAGCGGGAUGGUCCUUGUGAACCCCUUCUGCCAAGAGACACUGUUUGUAGGACACGAGCAAGUCUCUGAAAUAUGAGCCCCCAGCUCCCCCGUACUGCAGUUCCAUCUCGACUGUCCCCAGAUUAUAAAUAAAUAUAUAUAUUAUAAAUAUAGCCUUUGUGUAACCCUGAAUUACAAGAAACGUUUUCAGCUUUUCUUUUCUCCCUCAGAAUUGUCAGCCCCUUUUUUAUAAGUGUGGUAAAACUUUACAGAACUGUGGCUUUAUAAAAUAAAGGUAUUUCUAAGCAAAACA